AUGACUCUGAUUCCAGGGACCUUUAUGAGAUAUCCAUUGCAGGGCCUCCGUUACAUGGAUCAAGCAGUUCAGCUACUCUCUGGCAAAGAACUGGGUGGCAGCUUGUUGGGUGGUCUUUUUGUUGAAGCUUCUAAGAUGAACAUAGGUCACAGCGACUUGGCACGAGCCCGUAUCUUGGCUGAGAAGGCAACACCUUACUUGAAAAUAUCAUAUGGCAGUGACAGUCUACAAGUGCUCGACAACCAGCAUCGAGCGAACCAUCCGUCUAAGAACAUCUAUUACGGCUUAUCAUCUCUCGAUUGGGCGACACCCGUCCAUGAUGUCCCGUCGAGUCUUGAUUCCACCGGAUUUGAAGACUGGCUUUGGAGAAGAGAGGGACUGCAGAAAUCACAAAUUUAUUUCGAAAGCCCAAACAGCUUUUUGAGCAAUUUCACUUUCCUUUCAUUCCUGGAACUUCCGCAUAGGGAUCGGAAGAGCCCAGAGUUCUAUGAGAAUGUUGGAAAGUCUAAUUGUCGACCACGACGCCACUGGUGUUUCUUGGGCGAGAUUCUGGAGUUUGACUUGUCAGAUCUCGUAAUUGUGGUCAAAGACAUCGAUGACACAAAUGUCGAAAUCUUACUCGAACCCAAUGCACGAAGCAUAUUUCCUAGACUUCGAAAAGCGCACACGGUUGCAAUUCUCUAUGCACAACGCGACGGCAAUAUUACUGAGCCUGAAAUCGGCCUUGAAAACGUUGCAUUAUUUCAGAUCUUCCCAACAUCGUUGUCUCACUUGAUUGCAUUAAGAGAUCUGACUCAAGAAUUCUCUACGAAAAGAGAGACUGAUAAUGCCAGAACAUGCCAUGGAUGUGGUAAGAAGUCAUCGUCAAUGGUGAAAUGCAGCGGGUGUUCCCUUUUCUGGUAUUGCAAUCAGAAAUGUCAGAAGAACGGCUGGAACACUAAGGGCCACAAAAAUGAUUGCAAAAUCCUCAAAAUGCCUGAUAUGCGAGGAAUGUUUUUAAUGAAAUGGGACGAGUUCAAUGGCGUUGUUCGAUUUCCUUUGCCUUUGCCGACGGUCGUGGGAAAUUAA
Molecule: messenger RNA, 1068 nt
Organism: Botrytis porri
Lineage: Eukaryota; Fungi; Ascomycota; Leotiomycetes; Helotiales; Sclerotiniaceae
Exons: 3
Coding region: 1-1068 (355 amino acids)
Source: RefSeq, a predicted model, not a curated record